Molecule: messenger RNA, 2560 nt
Organism: Gymnodraco acuticeps
Lineage: Eukaryota; Metazoa; Chordata; Actinopteri; Perciformes; Bathydraconidae
Gene: rab15
Product: RAB15, member RAS oncogene family
Exons: 7
Coding region: 202-843 (213 amino acids)
Biological process (GO): Rab protein signal transduction
Molecular function (GO): GTPase activity; GTP binding
Source: RefSeq, a predicted model, not a curated record
AGCUGGAGGCUGCAUGUGAAGCUGGAGCAUCCCCGUCACAUACCGACCCAGCAUCAGAGAACACAAAGAAGCGAGGAGCCAGCCCAGAGCCUCAUGUUGAGUUUUUGAGCAGACAUGGGAUGCAGGUGGGGAGGGAUCGGUCAUCCAUCGCUGACUUAGCUGACUGGGGUUUCUUUUUAAUUCAACAUUACAUCCAACACUAUGGCUAAACAGUACGAUGUGCUCUUCCGACUCCUGCUCCUCGGAGACUCUGGGGUUGGGAAAACAUGUUUGUUAUGCAGAUUCACGGACAACGAAUUUCACCCGUCUCACAUCUCGACCAUCGGAGUCGACUUCAAAAUGAAGACACUAGAAAUAGAUGGUAUCAAAGUACGGAUACAGAUAUGGGACACAGCAGGCCAAGAGAGAUACCAGACCAUCACUAAGCAGUACUACAGACGAGCCCAGGGAAUCUUCCUGGUGUAUGAUAUCACGAGUGAGCGAUCCUUCCAGCACAUCAUGAAGUGGGCCAGUGAUGUGGAUGAGUACGCCCCGGAGAAGAUCCGGAAGAUCCUUGUAGGGAACAAAUCAGACGAGGUGGACAAGAGGCAAGUGGCCACAGAGCAGGGUAUCAAGCUGGCCAACGCUUAUGGAAUGGACUUCUUUGAGACAAGUGCCUUCACCAACCAUAAUAUAACAGAGACUUUCACAAGAUUGGCUGAACAGGUUCUAGCUGCCAACAAAAAGGACCUGGAUCUUCUCCGGAUGUCGGGUAAUGAGGAGAUUAAUCUAGCUGCUCUGGAGGAAGAAGAAGGACUCUAUGAACGCGCAGCAAGCGACGAGAGCAAAGGCUGCUGGUGUUAAAGGAACUGUUUGAUUUAGAAACUCUUGUUAUUAAUAUUAUAUUAGACACUUUACAGGCCCUGGGCAAAGUUUGUCUGCUUUGGUGGUUAGUUGAAACAAAAAGGAACAUCAAGCUGCGACUUUGAAACCUGCUAAACCAGAAAUGCUAACGCACAAUCUCAGAGCAGUUUCAAGGACAAAGGUGGAAACAUUUUGCCACACAGUGCCAAGUGUGUGGUGUUUCAACAAAUAGGUCCACAUGUCAAGGUAUCCUCGAAAGACAGAAUUAUUAUGUCCAAACAAAAACAAUUCCUGCUCAGAUUAGUGUGUUUUAGAUGUAACUAAAUGCAAAUCCAUGUCCACUACAAAUUCUACAAUUGAUAACGCUAAACACAAACCUCCAGGAGUGCUGGAAAUAAAGAUUCUUUUUCUACAGACUUUGUACAGUACCCUGAUAUAGAGGAUGUUGAAUGACUUUGUGAAUUACCCGCCACUGACUUGAAACUUUUCACAGUGUUCUCAUUAUUCUCCAAGCGCUGUCUCAGAUAUUGAGCUGGGUGCCUUGGAAAUCAACAAAUUGAUUGAUCAAAUGUUGCCUUCAUCCUCCCCUUUAGUGUUUCCUUUAUGUGUGGGUAUUAGCACUCCUGCACAAAUAGCCUUUCUACCUUUUAAUGCAUUAGAUGUAGUGUAAGAGUUUGACCACAAGAGGGGGCUACAUGCAUUGCGAAAACAGCACUGGAGAGGUGUUCAGUGAUAAUCUAUUUUCCUGUAUUACUUAUGUUUGUUUUUGGAUUAUUUGCAUUCGCAAUGACUACCUUUAAUGCGAUGAAAGGAUUAAAAAAUAUAUGCAGCAAUUCUUCUUUUUUUCAUGCAAAUAUUGGCGACAGAGGAGGUUUUGCAACUUGUAAUAUUAUCCAUGUAUGAUCAUUUGCAGUCACAGUAUAAGACAAGUGAUUAACUGAGGAAACAUUGUAGCAAAACGCGAUAUAUUGUUCAUUUUAUAGUUUUUAUUUAUAGGAGAAAAAAAACACUAUAGUACGAAAACUUCCUUUUGCAUUGUACAUACCGACAUUCAUUUAUCGUACAUUGGUAUCAUGAAAAUGCGCCAUUCACUUAAUGUAUUCCCAUUAUAGGGCUGUUUCAAGAAGUAUAUAAAAAGUGAUAUUCUAGGUGGUCUGAAUUAUUCCCUCUGUGAAGAUAACUCUGUCCUUUCUCACUGUUUUGUAAAGAGUCCAAUGUAGAAGCCAUUUCUUUUUCCUUUCCCCUCAGACUUAAAAAGGGACAAGUGAGAGUUUUGCAUGCAAUCUACUCUUCUCUCCUCUCUCUUAUUGCAACUUCAAUGAAGUUAAUAAUUAUCUGACCGUGAUACAAGGAGAGCAUUUUGACCAGAGUUGCCUGUUUGAGACUUAAACAGAAUGACCAUCGUCCGACUAACUUUGGCUACUUUCUUUUGCAACCUAGUAAGAAUAAAUGCUACUUUUAAAAAAAAGAAAAAAAAGGUUGUUAAUCUGUGCACUGUGUGGCAGUAUGUUGUACUGGGUGAUGCUCUGGAGUAAGCUCUAGAUACAAAUGUUUCUGUGUUGUUUUUAAGAACUAUUUUUGUUUUGUUAUUUUAGACCUCUUUAACAUGUAUUUGUGGAAAUAUAUUACAUGCAACAUGUAAAAUGCAACAUGUUAUUCUUGGAGAAAAGAUGUCAGAUGUUUAUGAGUAAAAAACUUGCAGAUAUAUGACUCAUCA